Molecule: messenger RNA, 1546 nt
Organism: Leguminivora glycinivorella
Lineage: Eukaryota; Metazoa; Arthropoda; Insecta; Lepidoptera; Tortricidae
Gene: ifc
Product: sphingolipid delta(4)-desaturase DES1
Exons: 8
Coding region: 165-1130 (321 amino acids)
Biological process (GO): ceramide biosynthetic process
Cellular component (GO): membrane
Molecular function (GO): sphingolipid delta-4 desaturase activity
Source: RefSeq, a predicted model, not a curated record
AGACGUUCGCCGUCUGCGAUUAGGUGAUUUUCGAUUAGAUAUAAAGCGAGUUUUCUAAUAUACUACCGUUGCCCUAUUAUCUCUAGUUCACGGCUACGUUUUAUAGAUACCAAACGUAUCUUUUCGCGUAUUCUAAUGUGGUGAACUACGUUCGAAUUUUAAGUAUGGGUGCUAAAGUGUCUCGAACGGAUUUUGAGUGGGUUUACACCGAGGAGCCUCAUGCCAGUCGCCGGAAAAUUAUUUUAGAGAAAUACCCAGAAAUCAAGCAGCUUUUCGGCUACGACCCAAACUUCAAAUGGGUGGUGACAGGAAUGGUGGUCGUGCAGCUUGUGACGCUGCCCUUCAUCCAACAGCUCAGCUGGCCGGCGCUCAUAGUGCUGGCCUACUGCUUCGGAGGAGUCAUCAACCACUCACUCAUGCUGGCCAUCCAUGAAAUCGCACACAACUUAGCCUUCGGCCACGCUCGGCCCAUGGCCAACAGACUAUUCGGGUUCUUCGCAAAUCUGCCCGUCGGGGUUCCCGCGUCUAUCAGUUUUAAGAAGUACCACUUGGAACAUCACAGAUACCAAGGCAUAGAAACAAUAGACACAGACCUGCCAACCCUUGUUGAAGCUAAACUCUUCAACACGACCUUCGGCAAGUUCAUCUGGCUGAUCCUCCAGCCGUUGUUCUACAUGGUGCGCCCCCUGGUGGUGCGCCCGAAGCCGCCAGAACCUUUGGAGCUGGUUAACGUUAUUAUACAGCUGUUCUUUGACGCUUGCGUGGUGCAACUGUUUGGUUGGAAAGCUCUAUGGUAUCUUAUCAUCGGAUCCCUGUUAGCGAUGGGUGUUCAUCCAGUGGCAGGACACUUCGUGUCAGAGCACUACAUGUUCAAGAAAGGGUUCGAAACGUACUCCUACUACGGUGCGUUGAAUUUCAUCACUUUCAACGUGGGAUACCAUAUGGAGCAUCACGACUUCCCGGCGGUACCCGGCAGUAGGCUACCUGAGGUAAAACGGAUCGCCGGAGAGUUCUACGAUGACCUACCCCAACACCACAGUUGGACGUCAGUCCUGUACGAUUUCGUGAUGGAUCCAGACAUCGGGCCCUAUGCGAGGAUCAAGCGCAAGGAGAAAGGCUUGGAGAGCUAAAGCUCUUUUAUAUUGAGCCCGGCUCUUUCUGAGCGCAGCUCUUUUUAGACUGAGCGCAGCUCUUUUAUACUGAGCCCAGCUCUUUUGCACAUAAUUUAGCUCUUGGCUUACCAGUGAGAUUUUUUUUCAAGUAAUUUCAGAAGCCCUGAAAGAUACAUUACACUAUUUGAAUGAUGAUGUUAGGCAAUCUAUUAUUACUUUAUUAGAAGUCGGACCAAGCUUAAAAUUCGCCAUUUUAUUUUACAAGUGUAAAAUAUGUCAUCAAUAAUGUCAAUUUUAUAAAUGAAAUCAAGUUUCUUUAAAUUAUUAAACCGAUAAGAGCUGAUGGUCUUGUUUAACCAAAUAUGUAGUUUUAACACAACUGAUAGUUUUUGGAAAUUAAAAUUACUUGUGUAAAUAUAAUCAACAGUACAAGA